Molecule: messenger RNA, 7533 nt
Organism: Rhopilema esculentum
Lineage: Eukaryota; Metazoa; Cnidaria; Scyphozoa; Rhizostomeae; Rhizostomatidae
Source: RefSeq, a predicted model, not a curated record
GAUGGAGGGUGCUCGUUUCAGGUUUAACAUUGCCUUUGACGAAUACGAAGGGAGGGCCAGGAGGGGCCAUGGCCCCUCACUUUUUGCAAAACAAUAUACCUUUUUUCAAAAGCUUUUGUUAUGAUUGUUAUAUUUUCUCUUGGCUUCUCAACUUUCCAACCUGCGUCGGAGCCCAUGUUUAACGGUACAGGAAAAAUACAGGAAUGAAUAGCUUUGUUCUCACAAAUCGUCGUCCUCAUCAAGGACUCUUCAGACGAAUUAAGUGAUCUGAUGACGAAACAACCUAUGUCUGCCGAAAAAAUAUGAUAUGACAUGACAGCCCGAUGACAGUUCUGUUCUGGUGGGAAUUCAAAAAGCCAUGUGGCUUCAAACGAUUAAAAACUGUAUUUUCUUUGAAAUAUUCGAUUAAAUUAACAAUUCUACAAAUUUUGCGAAAUUCAAGAUUUGUCAGUUCCAUAGUAACAAGGAAUUUGCCCAAAAUGGGAGUUUAGGGACAAAUUAUCAAAAAAUUAUUGAAGAUCACUCCCUUUGGAGGAUGCUCUCGUGCUUUAACUUAUCAAAUCACCAAAUGCAAGGAAAAUUUUGAGCACCCUAGCCUCGUCCCCAGCUCUGUUAUUUGUGAUGUGUUACAUGAAGUAUUUUGACAUCACGAUAAUGGCGACCAACAUGAAGAGAACGUUGGACGUUCUGAACGUCGAAAACACAGAAUUCUCGUCCCUCCUGUUAGCAGAAGAUGUUCUCAAAGGGCUGAAAAAAUUGGGUUUUAAGAAUCCAUCCCCUGUUCAGCUAAAGUCAAUACCACUUGGAAAAUGUGGGCUUGAUAUGAUUGUGCAAGCUAAAUCUGGAACUGGAAAGACUUGUGUCUUUGCUGUUAUAGCACUAGAAAUGGUUUUGACAUCAUCUACUGAAACACAGGUAAUCAUUCUUGCUCCAACCAGAGAGAUUGCAGUACAAGUACAAGGAGUCUUGUCUGAAAUUGGUUCCUUCAAAAAGAACUUGAAUUGCCAUGUCUUUAUUGGAGGCACCUCAUUGGAGGAUGACAAAAAGAAAUUAAGAAGCUGUCAUAUUGCUAUUGGAACACCAGGCAGACUGAAAACUUUAAUUGAACUGGAGCACCUCAAAACUGAUUUUGUCAGACUGUUUAUCCUUGAUGAAGCAGACAAGCUACUCGAGCCAGGAUCUUUUCAAGAGCAAAUCAAUUGGAUAUUUUCUACCUUACCAAAACAUAAGCAAAUGCUGGCAUUAUCUGCUACAUACCCAGAGUACUUGGCGAAACACCUGAAUAACUAUAUGAAUGAGCCCAUUCAUGUGAGAUUAAAUACAGAAGAGCCUACACUUUUAGGAAUAAAACAGUUUUACUUAAAGGUACCAUCACAUCAUUUGCCACAUGUUGUUUUUAAUCGAAAGGCAAAGAGGCUUACAAGAUUUCUAAGGAACACACCCUUUCAGCAGUGUAUGGUUUUCUCAAAUUACCAGACCAGGGCGCAAAUUCUUGUCGAUAUCCUGUCAUCAGAAGGCUGGCCUGCAUCGUGCAUUUCAGGCAAUCAAUCCCAGGAAGAAAGGUUAAAGGCAAUGAAAAAGCUGAAAAAGUUCCAAUGUCGUAUCCUUGUAUCAACUGACUUAACAUCUAGAGGCAUUGACUGUGAUAAAGUGGAUCUUGUCAUCAACAUGGAUCUUCCUUGGGACACUGAAACCUACCUCCACCGUGUAGGCAGAGCAGGAAGAUUUGGAGGAUAUGGUCUUGCAGUUAGCUUUAUCGCAGAAGGAGAUGAAGAGUUAAAAUUGAAAAACAUUGCAGAUGAAAUCAAAUAUGACAUAUUGUUUUAUCCAGAUACGAACUCAGGGGUAGAUGAUGAUGUGGUGAGCCAACAAAGAAUUUACGAUACCAAAAGCGAAACUCAGGAAAGAAGUUCCAAAGAAAAUAGUGGAAAUCCAAUACCAGAUAUGAGAGAAGAAGAUAAACAGGAACACAUGGCCAAGUCUGGUCAUCAGAAUUUCAUGGAUGAUUUGCACGAUUCCCUUGCCGCAAACCAAAAUGGCUCGUUGAAUGAUAGGGGCUACUUAAACCAAGAAGAUGCCUUCCUUGAAAUUAACUUCUUUAGUAACAGUGCAGAAGAAUGUUUGGAUGAUGCAGUGGACUGCUCUGCAGAGCAAUCAUUGGGCAGUCAUGGUGGAAUGAAGAUAGACGCAGAAGAAAAGAGAAAUUGUCCAUUCUUUGUGGAAGGGAAAAUACAUACUGAAAGGGCAGUUGGUGUUGAAAUACUAGCCAGCGAUUCAAAAAUUUGCGAAAAACAGUCAAUGGACAAGCCAGAAAGCAUUUUAACUCCUAAGCGUGAACUUGCUGACUCAGAGUCAACAGAGGGCCUACAAAUAAACUCUGGGACUCGGUGCUUGCAUGACAUAUGUAGUUGUCCUUGUUCAGAUUAUGCUGGUGACCAACAAGAUGACAUAUCAAAGUCAGAUUUGGGUGUAUCUUUGUUGGCUAGUGACAAAUAUAAACGUAUAAAUGACACUAAUGGUUAUGCUAGUAGUGAACGACUUUCCGAUAGCAUGGUACAAACCAAGGAGUGCUGUAAUGGCCUAAUGAAAGGUGAUUCAGACAACGCAAGUUCAAAACCAUCUGAUGAGUAUGCUGAUUGUGAACCAAAAAUUGAAAACUCUUUUGUUGGUGACUCUUCAAAUGCUGAAGAAAAAAGUAAUAAUCGAAAGGUGAUAUUAUCAUGUGACCUUGAAAAGCUGCUAGAGAAUUUUCUAUGUGAGGAGAUAACAGAAUCAGGGGUUCGAUGUCUAGAUGAACAUUAUAAGCAAAUGGGAGUUGGUGAAAUCAAGACCAAUCGAUCCAACCAAACGUCUGCUGUUUUCAAAAGUAAAAGCUUAGACUCUUUUGAUCCUGAAGAAAAUGAUACAGAAAUUAUGAGAGUUAAAGAACAAACAACUAAUAAUGAUGGAGGAUAUUUAUCGACUGGAGUAUCAGAAGGGUCCUUUUCUGAAAAUUUAUCUUAUGCUAGUAGUAUAGUGAAUGCUGACUUGGAUAAUACUUCAGUUAGUUUUGUUAUGACCCAUCAAACAAGUGAAAGUGCUGGACUAGAUGAGGAUCGUGAAAGGAAUGGAAAAGAUGUAAACAUAAUAAAUGAUAGCAAAGAACUACCUAACGAAUUUUCCGAUGACAGUCAAGUUGACAGUGUCACUGCGGAUGCACACCUUUCAGCUAGCGAAAACGAGGUCGUAUUUAAGCCAUAUAGGACUCGUAAACAGAGGAAAGACCCAAAUAAGCUUCUGUGCACAUGUGUAGAAGAAAAGAGCCAGGAACAGAGAGCGACACAGUCUUCUUUAAUUAGAAAAGUGAGGUUUCUUCAGGCAUGGAAUAAUGCAUAUAACUCACAGGUGGCCUGGCUACAGCAUUAUCGUAGGCAAUUUAAAACAUUUUAACAACAAGAGAGGUUAGAUUGAUAAAUAGAUUGCUAAGGGCUCUAUAUUAUCGCCUUUGUGUUUACACAUAAAUUGUGUUGCGUAAAAAUGUGUUAUUAACAUGGCAUACAAUGCACUAUUUUUAUUAGUAUCGAAGACUUCAAACUGAUGAUUGGGUAAAAAUUGCCUAAAUAUUGGAAGACUGACAGGGGGGGAGAUUUGGCUGCAACGCCCUCAUAUUCGGUAAUAAUUGAUGAGAGUCAAAACUUUUUUCUGGGUUCUUGAAAGGUUUUUUGUAAGCUCUUUAGGUAAUGUUUAAUUGGGUGUUGCUGGCUGGCAGUUUUGAUAAAUGUGUGACAAAAUUGAAAGAUUUUGGAAUAACAAAUUCUCAGGUGUAAUUUCGUCCGAAACUUAAAUUCUUUGAUGUCUUGUCCCGGCGUUUUAUUGUUCUCUUGGAUUUUUUAAAUUCUUUGGAAAGAGAAAAACAAUAAGAAACCUUUGAGCUUUUCACAGGAAAUUAAUAUUCAAAUGUUUGGAAAGUUAACUUGACCCUCAGAAAAAUCUCUUAAAUGUUUUAGAUGUUUCAUAACAGUUGCCUUAAAAUCUCAAAACAUAUUGGAAGAAGUUUCCUUAAACUUUGUGAUGUUCUGACUCUCCUUUAUUGUUCUUAGUUUUCUCCUUCCAUUUAAUUUUUCCGUUGCACCUGUGAUUACCUAAAUAGUUGAAGUUACCAAUGAUUAAUUAACUUAAAAUUACAAACUAAUUAUACAUAUAUUUUGGUGACCAUAUAUUUGUACAAAAUUCUUGAAAAUAUGUCAGAAGUUCUUUGUCAAAUUGCUUUUGGGAAACUUUUUUGUCCAGGAGUUCUUCUUUUAAAUGUAUACCUUAUCAACAUAUAAAUAUUGAGAAAAAAGUCAGCAUCAUAUAAAGAAAUUUGGAGGAAAAAUUCAUCUGGAAAAUUUCACAUCAUAAUAUUUUUCUUGCUGUUGCAGUUCAUAGUUGCAAACACUCUAAAAUUUGGUUAGUAUUCUUAAGAUUUAAAAGUGAAUUUAAAAAUAGAAUAGAACUAGGCUGAAAUAAUCCUUUGGUAAAAUAGGUAAAAACUGCUUUGAAGAAAGCAAAUGUUUUGAAGCAUACUAAAGCUUUUUUGUCAUUUUGUCUGACAUUUUUUGUCAGAGUAUAAAACAUCAGAACAUAGAUAAAAAACUGUUUUGUUUAUUGCUCUAUUAUUUUAAAAAACAUCUUAGACUCAUUCUGGUAACUCUAUAAUUUUGGCUUUUCUGAAGGUGAAAACCCUCUUUUUUUAUACCAGUGUUUUAAAAUUUCACAUUCUAAGAUGAAUUUUUAAGUGACAUCAAAUCAGAAAUUUGUACUUAAAUAGCAGGCAAAAAGUCAUCAUACAAAGACAGUUGAAAAUGGAAACCAACUUUAUUGGAUUAAUAAAAGAAAAAAAUUGAACACUAUGUAUUGGUAGCAGAUAACGUUUAAAAGAGAGUAUCUUUUGUUCUCUUAUAAAUAUGAUUUUUAAAUGUUGAUGACCCUGCUUAGUCUCUGUAUUCUGUUCAGUAGAUUGUCUCCUUGUUUUAUAACAGCCUGAAAGAAGAAAACAUUUUGUUACAAAAAUACUUUGACAGAGCAAACCAAUCUCAUUCAAAAUGAUCACAAGCCUUUUGCUUGCAUUAUUCUUGAUUGAAGCAAUAUUUACAAUAUAGUUAUACUGCUUACAUGUCCUUUAAUAGUAAAAAUGAAUAUUCUAGCAUUCAUGGAUGACAUGCAAAAUGUUCUCACCUGGUACUGAUAGUUUUUGCUGUCAGGUCUGAAAUACAAGAAAACUAUUAUUAGCAAAAUUACAUUAAACAUUGUCUGUAUGAUGGAAUGAUUUAUUCAAAUGACAAGAAUUAUGAACGAAAAUAGGUACAUACCAUAUAGAAGUGUUAAAUUUUGAAGUUGUAAAAAUCAACACAAUAAAUGCAUACGUUUACAGAUGCAUUUAACAAAAUCAAGUGAUUGCCAGCAGUUUAUAAAUUUAUGUGACAUGUCUCUCAACAAUCCGUUCUUAAGUCUUUAUAAAUUAAAACUAUUACAUAUUGGAAACAUAUGCUUUGUAAAUGAUGUAAUAUAAAGUUCAAAUUCAACAGCUGUCAACUUAAGCUACGUAUGUUGUUUACAAAAUUGUUAACUUUCGACUGAAAGUUGUUUGCUUUCAAAACAUUAAAAAUGUACCUGUUUGUCUCUACAAUGCCUCCAACUUUAUCAAUUUUGCAGUUUAAUCUACCAGCUGCAAUGAAACGAGCCAGUUCCCUGGAGAGAAAACUUUUGUUUAAGGUUCAUGUGGCUAAAAAUGAUUUGGCUCAAGGAGCUGAAAUUUCUCAACUAACGAAAGAGCAAUGUAGCAUUACAAUGAAAAUAGAUUUUUUGCAUUCAGAGCAAUAUAAUUUAAAAAAAAUAAGCUACAACCAUGGGUCUUAAUGUUUUGAAUAAGGUUUCAAGUCUGUAUUCAUGGGGUAGGGUGAUGAUGAUUGAAAGAAAAAAUAUGUCAUCAAUUCGAAGGAUAGGGUGCGAGGAUGACUCACUUGUUAGAGGAGCUGACUACAGACCCAAGGGUCCAUGGUUGGAGUUCCUGGCAUGACCAAACUUUCACCCAGAGUGGGGAGAGUCGCCAGCUCUCUGUAAUUCCAAGCGUAGGAAUCACGAGGUGUGGUCACAUUGAGAGAAAGGACCAGGACAUGGCUUGAUAAGCAUAGCUUCUCAGUGUCCUAAAAACUACCUUCGGAUGCCAGGUAGCAACAAAUACAAAUACAAAUAUAGAUACAAAUUAGUAUCAAAAGAUAAAUAAAAAACAAGGAAGGUACCUGUCAAUGAAAUCAACUGUAACUCCAAAAGCAUUAGCCAUGUAUUCCAGUGUUAAACUGCGAUAUGAUUCUAGCAACUGGGUGUAUGCUAAGAUGCGCAUUUCCCUGACGUAAUAUGUGUAAUGAGGCUCCAACAAGCGAUCUUUCAUGAGGUUUACCUCAAUUUCAGCUAGAAUAAAAGUGAUAAAUUGUGAUAAUGAGACUAUGGUAAUAACAUCAUAUUUCCAUUGUUAUUUGGUUCAUAAAGACAUAUUUGUUUAAAUAUGAGCAAAAUUUAUCUGUGUAGAUACUAUUUGCUUUGAUAUGCAAAAGUUAUUCCUUGCGCAUCAAAAAAAUUUUCCACACGUAGUUCUGUUUAAGCUUCUUGCUACUUUUCAGUAUUGCAUUUUCUAAAGUCUUUGCGGAUUUUUCAAUCAAAUAUUUGAAUUCAAAUUUGAUGGUGUUUUUUCUUUUAUUAAUAUUUCACAUCAAAAAAGCUGAACUGUGUAAAGGGAGUGACAAAACAAAAUAAAAAUCUAUGUUGUAAAUUGCCAUAAUUUCUCCAGAUUUUCAUGCCAACACUACUGUAUAACUGGGAUAUAAGUCGGUUUUACUUACCCAAGGCUUGGAAGAAAUCUGCAUAAUGACACUCGUACAAUGAAUUCAAGUAUUUUUUUGCUAAGGGCAACUGAUGUAACUGUUCCUGUAUUUCAGCUCCCUGAAUGACCUAAAAAGGAAGUUUCUUGUUGAUACAUGCUUCCUUCUAAACAUCCUUGAAAAUAUUUCUAUAUUCAAUGACCAUGUGGCCUUGGAUAUGCCUUUGACAUUUCAUAAUCUGAUAUAGUUUACAUGCUAAGCAAUAAGCUGAGUUUCGUAAAUAUGCUUAUUGUGCAUUAUAUGCCAGGAUGAUUCAAAACGUUUGGGUGGAGCCCAAUAUAGUAUUUAUAAUGUGAAGGCAGCUUUUAUAUCAUUUUUUUUCUCUCUAAUAUCUUAUACUUAAAAUAUCUUUGUUUACUAGCCUGUGCUUCCAACACUAUUGAGAAUAAGUUGAUUUUUUUGUGAUUUAUAAUAACAAUUCUCUGCCAGUCCUUGUUUUUCUAGUUGAUAAUUUUAGGGGAAGGCUAAGGAGCCUAAAGGAAAGUCCUGACAAGGGAAAGGAGUGAGGGAUUUGGAAGAGGGGGAGGAAAGAUCAAGCUUUUAGAUUUUUGUUUUGAAUAAAGACAGUUUGUAAAUGAAACAGCUUGUGAAACUGCCAGAAUAUGAUGAGCUCUGUAGUUCUAAUUUUAAAGAAAGA